Messenger RNA from Coprinopsis cinerea okayama7#130, 1602 nucleotides. Its product is annotated as O-methylsterigmatocystin oxidoreductase. The record is from RefSeq and is a predicted model, not a curated record. The transcript has 10 exons. The coding region runs from base 1 to 1602 and encodes 533 amino acids. Lineage: Eukaryota; Fungi; Basidiomycota; Agaricomycetes; Agaricales; Psathyrellaceae. Gene Ontology annotation, molecular function: iron ion binding; heme binding; monooxygenase activity.
AUGAACUGGCAGUGGUUAUUGACAACCUGGUACUCAAAGCCUGGCGCCCUCACUGCGGCCGUGGCGACCCUUGGACUGUUCAUUGUCCAGGUAAUCGCUAAGCACAGAAAAGAACGCGCCAGAAACCCACGUCGACUGCCACUACCACCUGGUCCCAAGGGCUUGCCACUUCUUGGAAAUCUCUUCCAGAUCCCGACUGUCGAACCGUGGGCAGUGUAUAACGAAUGGGCCAAAGUGUUUGGAAAUGUUGUCUACGUCAAUGCCCUUGGCCAAGACAUGGUCAUUCUCAAUUCUCUUGAAGACGUCGACGAACUUCUCGAGAAGCGUGCUGCAAACAACUCUGACCGCACCCGCUUUGUGUUAUUUGAACUGAUGGAGCUUGAUUGGAUUUUCGCGGUUAUGAGAUACGGUCCGCGAUGGCGAGCCCACCGUCGAGCCUUUCAUCAGCAGGUUAAUCUGGGUCAACUCCCAGGCUUCCAUCCGAUCAUCGAAGAGGAGAUGGUCAUCUAUCUAAAGCGACUGCUUGAAAAGCCGGAGGAGUUCCUCGAGGAGACAAAAUCAGUCUUCGGUCACAUCAUCAUUCGGAUUUCCUAUGGAUCAACGGAUCCUGAAUACAACAAAGAACUCCUUCAAAUCUCGAGCGAGGUCGCUAAACGGGUUUCAGAGUCAAUAACACAGGGAAAGUACCUCGUCAACGUUUUACCAUCCUUGGAGUAUAUUCCCUCCUGGUUUCCUGGAGCGGGAUGGAAGAGAUACAUGCUGGCAGGCGCGGUUCCUAGUCGUCGCUUAUUAACAGAACCUUUCGACGAUGCAAAGGCGAGAUAUAAAAACCGUGAGCGGGGACUCGGGGGCUCCGAACCAGAGUAUCCGAGCAUCUCUCGCGGUCUCAUAGAGAAAUUACCUGCCGAAAACGAUCCCAAUUAUCUCGAAGAGGAAGGCGUUGCCAAAGCUAUUGCAGCCAUAGCGUACCUAGGUGGCUCUGAUACAACUGUAAACUCUGCCCAGGCACUCGUUCUUGCUCUUGGAGCAAACCCGGACGUCCAGAGGAAGGCGCAACAGCAGCUCGACCGCCUCAUUGAUACCACGUCGCGUCUCCCAAGUAUCGAUGAUAAGAACGAAUUACCAUACAUCCAAGCCAUUAUCAAAGAGCUUGGUUGGUGGUAUAAUGUCCUUCCACUAGCAACACCUCACUUCUCUAUGGAGGACGCAGAGUACAAGGGCUACUUUAUCCCAAAGGGCACUAUGUUCCUCCCUAACACCUGGGCGAUAAUGCAUGAUCCUGCAGUAUUUUCAGAACCUCUGGAGUUCCGACCAGAACGAUAUCUGAAAGACGGCAACCUGGAUCCUUCCGUCCUCGGCCCAGAGUCCGCUGCGUUUGGUUACGGACGUCGCAUUUGCCCAGGUCAAAACCUUAGCAAUGACUCCUUGUUCGAGAUGGCAGCAUGUCUAUUGGCCACCUUUGAUAUCUUGCCUCCAUCUAAUGCCGACGCCAAACAGCUGAAGCUGGAAGUCGAGUCCGAGUUGACUGCGAAAGUCAAACCUUACCAGUGCCAGAUUGUUCCGCGUUCGCGCAAACAUGCCGACCUAAUUCGGUCGUUAUGA